AUGUCUGCCGACGGCAAGUGCCCGUUGAGCAUUGUGGAUAUGCUGCUCAACGAUACGGCGACGCUGGACGUCUUCGACAAGCCGGUCGCAGACGACGACGCCGAAAGAGCCAUGAACUGGGACCUAGGCAAUGACAAUUUCCUCGACUCUCUGCUGAAAAUGGAAAACUUAAAUGACUCGGCGCCGUUCGAGUUCUUGUCCAGCAACGAAGACUUCAUGUCGAGCGCGGCCACCACGCCGAGGUCCUACGACAACGCCGAGAGCAGUUCGUGCUCUGACAGCGGACUUUCAUCUGUGGAUAAUAUGCCAUUCAAUCCAAUAUCAGAAUCUUCUAAGUCUGAUGAUGCCGUGACUAAAAUGGAGUUCACAUAUGAUUCUUUCGUCAAAGAGGAAAUAGUCGAUAUUGAUGAUGAAGUAGUAAUUGAUGAUGACACGACUCAAGAAAACAUUGAAGAAACUAAUGAUAAAGAUAAUAAUAUUUUAGAAGAAAACCCUACUAUUAUUCAACAACCACAAUUAUUGAAAACUACACCUCGCACAGUAGUUAUAUCACCAAAACAGUCUAAAGGGCCAAUUGCUAUUUCUAAAAAUUUGUCAAAACCUGUUUUUAUACCAAUAAAUUUAUCUAAUGUCAAAACAAUUAAGGUGGUUAAUCAGAAUGGUAAAACAAUCAAUGCCGAUGCAUUCAGACGAUUACAGUCCAUAAACAAUGGAAGAAGAAUAUUUGUGAGGAAUAAUGGUUCAAUGGUCUCAAAAUCCAUGCCUGCUUUAAAACAGACCAAAGUUGUGAUGUCUGACUGCACAAGUGAUGAGUCCGAUUCUAUGUAUCCACGGCUUCAUUUAUCGAAUGAAGAAAGAAAAUUAAUGGAAAAGGAAGGGAUUAAAUUGCCAUCACAUUAUCCACUAACAAAACAUGAAGAAAGAGAUUUAAAGCGAAUUCGCCGUAAAAUAAGAAACAAAAUAUCUGCACAAGAUUCAAGAAAACGAAAGAAGGAAUAUGUUGACGGUCUUGAAGAAAGAGUUAAACUAUGCUCUGAUGAAAAUAGCAAGCUUCUUAAAAAUGUAAACACACUUCAGACUGAAAAUGAACGAUUGAAAGCUGCUUUAAAACGUUUACAAAAUGUUAUCGCUCCAGGUGGUACAACAGCACAACCUGCCACAUGUCUGUUGGUUCUUAUGAUGUCAUUAGCUUUAAUAGCAGCACCUAAUUUGAGGCCUACAGUAACUGACGAAAAAGAUGUAUUGUCUAUAGAAGGUCAGGAAUCCAAUACAGCUGUUCCAGGUCGAUCAAGAAACUUGUUAUUCUCAAAGUCAGGAUCACCCUUGAGCACCACCAAUUUGAAGGAUAUGCUAAAUAUGGUAGCAAAUGGAUCAUCUGCUGAUGGACAAAGUGAUACCAUUAUGGCUGAACUUGGCGAGCUCUUGGAUUUUAAUAAUUUAGCCCGCAAUAAAGAUCAUGAUUACUCCAGAACAUCAAUGGAUGAUUAUUAUAUUCCUGAGUCUGAUGAUGGUUGGACCAAAGCUGAAAAACGCCCUGCUCCAUCUGAGUGGUUUGAUGAGUUAAUAACGCCAGCUGUAAAGAGUAAGCUAGAUUCCAAGCGUGUGAUUCUUCUGUCUAGCGAUGAAGAAUCUUAUUAAACGAGAAAAGAAAUUGUAUUGGUGAGCGCAACAAGAGUUUUUUACUGUAUGUCACUGUUGUACCACUAGUAACAUGUUUGUUUUCUAGUGGCAUAACAAUAUCUCGAUUCCAUUUUUAUUUCGUUUCUCUGAACGUAUAAUUUAUCUUAAGGCUCUUCUGUAAACCAUACUUUUAGAUAAAUUUUAUUUAUAAACCACAAAAUUGCUUUUUAACUAUUAUUGUUUGAUAUUUAAUUAUUAUAUAUUUAGUAUUAGGGCUAUCAACUAGGUAAUGGGACACAUAAACAAUACUAGUUAAUUUUAUUAUUAUAAGGAAUGUGAUUUUUUAAAUGUUGGUUUGUGUAAUUUUUUUUUCUUAAAAAUAUAUUGUAUUAUCUUUUGUUGCGUGAAUCAAAUUUGAAUUUUAAGAAUUAUUCAUGAAUUGGAGAAUUUUUAUUCAUAAUUUUAAACAGGUUAUAAAUUAUUUCCUCUGUUUUUAUAAUGUCAUUGUUGAGAGUAAAUUCUUAACCAUCAAUCUAUCAAUAAAAAUUAAAAAAAAAAAUCACUGAAUGUAUUUGCUAUGUACCAUAUUACUUGGUACAAUCUUAAAUUAAAAAUACUUAAUUCAUUAAUUAUAAAUCAAUUAAAAAUAACAAUUUACAACUGUCAGUAAUAAUAAGUAUGGUUUAUCUUAUUUGAUCAAGUAUCUGUAAUGUAUGCCCAUAAUAAACAGUAAAGAUUAAGCAUUUAAAAAA
Myzus persicae (green peach aphid) is the source of this 2372-nucleotide messenger RNA. RefSeq names its product cyclic AMP-responsive element-binding protein 3-like protein 2. Gene Ontology annotation, cellular component: nucleus. The record is from RefSeq and is a predicted model, not a curated record. The coding region runs from base 1 to 1638 and encodes 545 amino acids. Gene Ontology annotation, biological process: regulation of transcription by RNA polymerase II. Gene Ontology annotation, molecular function: DNA-binding transcription factor activity, RNA polymerase II-specific; RNA polymerase II cis-regulatory region sequence-specific DNA binding. Lineage: Eukaryota; Metazoa; Arthropoda; Insecta; Hemiptera; Aphididae. The transcript has 7 exons.